AUGCGGCAGGACUAUGGUGUUGGGCGCAAACGAGGCCAGAAGGCUAUGCAGGAGAGUCGUCGGUCAGCGGUAGAGGCGGAGCUGUCUAAGGCGACACGGAGGAAAAGCAACGGCGACACGGGAGGUGAGAGAUUUGGCGACUGUGAGGAUGCGAAUGACGACGAGGAAAGAAUAGGAUGCAGCUACCCGCGGGCCAUGAGGAGUGGCUGCACCCAGAACCAGCACCAAAGCCAACCAAUUUAA
Fusarium odoratissimum NRRL 54006 is the source of this 243-nucleotide messenger RNA. RefSeq lists its product as uncharacterized. NCBI's taxonomy places the organism in Eukaryota, Fungi, Ascomycota, Sordariomycetes, Hypocreales, Nectriaceae. The coding region runs from base 1 to 243 and encodes 80 amino acids. The record is from RefSeq and is a predicted model, not a curated record. The transcript has 2 exons.